AUGACUUUUGACUAUUUAAUUAUAUUAGUUUUCGUGACUGUGAUACUGUUUUUUGAAAAUAUUGUGGAGAUUCCCCAAACUACAGAUCCAAUAUUAGAGGUUACCUUUGGUGCAGCAGUCAAUGGGAUGGGACAUGCAAUUGUUUAUCCGGUUCUUCAGUCAAUUAUCGCGUACAGCUUUAAGGAUAGUGCAAGAGGCUUAGGUUUUGGUUUAUGGAAUCUCAUUGGUACGGUCGGAGGUAUAGGUGGAACCGUCGUGUCAACGGUCAUGGCUGGUCAUGUUAUUUACGGAGUCUCAGGCUGGCGCUGUGCCUAUCUAUUGAGUGCAACGCUAAGUACGAUGAUAGGGUUUCUUAUGUUCUUCUUUGUCACUGACCCGAGGGAGAAGAAAACAAGAAGCUACGUUGUUCCUAACCAUGAACGUCAUGCGGCUUUUGUAGAGAUGAAAACGAUGCUGAUUCUGCAAAGGUGGAGAGUUCGAGCUCGGUUUGGAUGGAAUCUUGGGUUGGGUGGCCAUAAAAGACGUAACCAAAUUACGAACAUUUCAGAUAAUCGUGUUACAAGGAAUCAUAGGUUCGGUGCCAUGGAAUACAAUGGUUUUCUGGACAAUGUGGUUCGAACUCAUUGGUAUUUUAGACCAUUAUGA
Thlaspi arvense is the source of this 645-nucleotide messenger RNA. The record is from the annotation of a GenBank genome assembly. Lineage: Eukaryota; Viridiplantae; Streptophyta; Magnoliopsida; Brassicales; Brassicaceae.